Molecule: messenger RNA, 1517 nt
Organism: Topomyia yanbarensis
Lineage: Eukaryota; Metazoa; Arthropoda; Insecta; Diptera; Culicidae
Gene: Cdk2
Product: cyclin-dependent kinase 2
Exons: 2
Coding region: 164-1093 (309 amino acids)
Biological process (GO): regulation of G2/M transition of mitotic cell cycle; signal transduction; regulation of gene expression
Cellular component (GO): cytoplasm; cyclin-dependent protein kinase holoenzyme complex; nucleus
Molecular function (GO): ATP binding; cyclin binding; cyclin-dependent protein serine/threonine kinase activity
Source: RefSeq, a predicted model, not a curated record
UUCACUGCGACUGAACGAUAAUCCAUCUUCAUUCAUAUUCAUGUUCUUUUAUUUUUUACCGACACGAUUUAACGCAUACUUUUAGCUUGUGAGCCAAGGACACUCAACACAAAGCAUAGGGAGGAACAAUGGCCGUUAAUAGUAUACCGUUUGCAAAGUUUUAAUGAGAACAAUGCACAACAUUGGCGACUAUCAGCGAAUCGAGAAGAUCGGCGAGGGAACCUACGGUGUUGUUUACAAGGCGAAGGAUAUCAACACACAAAAAUAUGUUGCCCUCAAACGGAUUCGGCUGGACAGGUGCCUCAGUCACUUUAAUAUUAUUUUCAGCGAAAGUGAAGGCGUCCCUUCAACCGCCAUCCGGGAGAUAUCCUUACUGAAAGACCUGCAACAUCACUCGAUUGUGGAGCUGUUCGACGUGGCCGUCAUGGAUUCGAGCAUCUACAUGAUCUUCGAGUAUCUGGACAUGGAUCUGAAGAAACUACUGGAUAAGUACAAACCGUCAUUCACGCCUAAGCUGAUCAAAAGCUACAUGCAUCAAAUGUUGGACGCGAUUGCCUUCUGUCAUAUGCACCGGAUUUUGCAUCGGGAUCUAAAACCGCAAAAUUUACUAGUGGAUCGUGACGGUCACCUAAAGCUCGCCGAUUUUGGCCUGGCGCGGUCGUUCAACUUCCCCAUGCGUACGUACACCCACGAAGUAGUGACGCUGUGGUACCGUGCUCCGGAGAUUUUGCUAGGCACGAAAUUCUACGCCACCGGAGUGGACAUCUGGAGUCUCGGAUGUAUCUUUGCGGAAAUGAUCCUAAGGCGACCACUGUUUCCGGGUGACAGUGAAAUAGAUCAACUGUACCGUAUAUUCCGCACCAUGGGCACUCCUGACGAGAACAACUGGCCCGGAGUUUCACAACUGCCAGAUUACAAGCAAACAUUUCCCGGCUGGAGCGGCCAACCAGUUCCCGAGGAGAUCGUACGGUGCAAGGCGCAAGAUCUGUUCCGACAGCUGAUGGUUUACGAUCCUACCAAGCGAAUCUCGGCACGGAAUGCGAUGGUGCUGCCGUACUUCGACGACGUGGAGCUGGUCGCACCGGGAAUUUAGCGUCGUUCCGCGAGAUUGGCUGACCAAUUUGGUUGAAGCUUUAUUAAUGGAGUAAACAUGAGCGCUUUUUUUAAGUUUUGACCAUUUUUAGUACAAUGUCUGAUGUGUAAGUUAUCCCAAAGUUUUUCUGUUCCUGUAUUGAACCAGAGAUACGCAUUUCGCUUAUGAUCUGUUUACAAGCUCUGCCGAUAAUCGUCAUCUAAAUUAUCUGCAGUGGAAUAUAAUAAUUAAAGUGGUAAUGCGGAAAAAAGACGGAAAAUUGUUUAAUUUGUGAUUACUUGAUUAGUGAACUUGUUACAAAUUGUAGUAAUCCUAUCUUGAAGAAAUUUCUAAAAACUUCUAUGAUCGCCACCUAUCCGGGAACUAUUGCAGGUCUUGUCAUGAUUGUAAAUACGGAAAUAAUCUUUUUGAACAAAUAAAUUUU